Dentiscutata heterogama is the source of this 450-nucleotide messenger RNA. The record is from the annotation of a GenBank genome assembly. NCBI's taxonomy places the organism in Eukaryota, Fungi, Glomeromycota, Glomeromycetes, Diversisporales, Gigasporaceae.
AUGAAUUUUUUUGAUAUCAAAUCUGGUAAUGUGGAUAAUUGCUCUAAUGCAUUCGAUCUGGGUGCUCAGGUAAAUUUUUUUGAUGCCAAAUUUAGUGAUGCAGAUAAUUGUUCUAAUGCACUUAACCUUGGUGCUCUGGUGAAUUGUUUUAGUACACUUGACUAUAGUAAUCUGGAGACUUUUUUUGAUGCCAAAUCUGGCAACACAGAUAAUUAUACAUUUGACUUUGGCGAUUCGAUAAAUUUUUUUAAUUUACCUGAUUUUGAUAAUCUGGAGGCUUACCUUAAUGCAUUUGGGCCUAGUGACAUUGAGGCUUUUUUAAAUAUAUUUGAUCCAAGUAGCCUGGUAACUUUUUUUGAACGAACUAAUAAUGAAAAGGACAAUGAUAUUAUAGAAAAUAGAGAAGACCCCCAAAUUCAUCUCCAGAACUAUGAUAUCCUAUUGAAUUAA